This is a messenger RNA of Drosophila guanche, 1792 nucleotides long. It is a transcript of the gene toe, whose product is annotated as paired box protein Pax-3-B. Gene Ontology annotation, biological process: regulation of transcription by RNA polymerase II; anatomical structure development. The transcript is spliced from 7 exons. The coding region runs from base 45 to 1673 and encodes 542 amino acids. The record is from RefSeq and is a predicted model, not a curated record. Lineage: Eukaryota; Metazoa; Arthropoda; Insecta; Diptera; Drosophilidae. Gene Ontology annotation, molecular function: RNA polymerase II cis-regulatory region sequence-specific DNA binding; DNA-binding transcription factor activity, RNA polymerase II-specific.
CUUCAGCCUUACCGCCCCGAGGCACUGCAUCUCCGGUAGCCAUUAUGCCGACGGGUGUCAGUGCGGCAGCCGGCGUGUCCCUUGCCAUGACAGCGGUACCAAUGCCGUCGCAUGUCCAUCUGCUGGCCGGAAGCGGUUGCCAACCGACGGCAAUGACGCCCAUUUCGCCCACAGCCGCAGCACCCACAGUCCUCACACAGCCGCACAGCCUCAGUCCAGCCGCACCAAUGAUGGCCCAAGGAACACCACCCACAGGCACUUUGGUGGGUGGCAUCUAUGGCAAUGCACCUGCCACAGCCACAGCCACAGCCAACGCCAAUGCCAAUGCCAGCAAUCUCAAUGCCUUGGCCUCGCAGCAUCGCUUGCUGGAACUCUCCCGCUUUGGCCUGCGAGGAUAUGAUCUGGCGCAGCAUAUGCUCUCCCAGCAAGGAGCCGUCUCCAAGCUGUUAGGCACUCUGCGUCCACCGGGCCUCAUAGGCGGCUCGAAGCCCAAGGUGGCCACGCCAACAGUUGUCUCCAAGAUCGAGCAAUACAAGCGCGAGAAUCCAACAAUAUUUGCGUGGGAAAUACGCGAGCGAUUGAUCAGCGAAGGUGUCUGCACCAAUGCCACCGCCCCCUCGGUGAGCAGCAUCAAUCGGAUUCUGCGCAAUCGCGCCGCUGAGCGUGCCGCUGCGGAGUUUGCCCGCGCUGCCAGCUAUGGCUACGCCCUGCACCCCACACAUCCGCAUCCGUACACGAGUUUUCCCACUUGGCCCGGGCAUCAUCCGCUGUGGGGUGCGGUGCCGCUGCCAGGGAGCAGCAACAGCUAUGGCAGUGAGGCUGCCAACUCCCACAACUCCCACAGCAACAACACGAACAGCGGCAGCGCCUGCGGGGAGAGCAGCGCGGGCAGUGGGCGGCUGUCCUUGCCGGCCAUGUCCCCGGAUUCGGGCAGCAGGGAGAGUCGCAGAAGCAGCCGCAGUCCGGAGCUGGAUGUGGAGGCCAACCGUGUGAUUGACAUCGAGGGUGAGGACAGCGGCGAAUCGCAGGACAGUGACCAGCCCAAGUUUCGGCGCAAUCGCACAACCUUCAGCCCCGAGCAGCUGGACGAACUGGAGCGGGAGUUCGAGAAGUCGCAUUAUCCAUGUGUCAGCACCCGCGAGCGGCUGGCGGGCAGAACGGCGCUGAGCGAGGCGCGGGUGCAGGUUUGGUUUUCCAACAGACGAGCGAAAUGGCGCCGCCAUCAGCGUGUCAACUUGAUGAAGCAGCGCGACAGCGAGACAUCGCCAACGCCCAUGCCAGCUGGAGGAGCAACGUCCGAGCUUGGUCCACAGAAGCCACCGGAGCAAAGGCGUCCCCACAGCAGCAGCAACAGCAGUCCCAGCACUUGCCACAACCACCAAGAGCUGGCAGCGGCACCUCCUGCCUCAACCACAGCAUCAGCUCCAUUAUCAAUGGGCGGUGAGAACAGCGCUUUCCGCACGCUGCCCAUGACUAUGCCCCUGCCCCUGCCCCUGCCCCUGCCCGUGCCCCAAGCCUCAGCGGCAGCUUUUGCACUGAACUUUGCGCGCCAGUACAUAGCCAAGUACAUGGCCACGCCGCAGAUGAGUCUGCAAACAGAGGAGCAGCGGCAGGAGCUAGAGGACGAUGAGGAGAUCAAUGUGGAGCAGCAUGAUGCAGAGCAGGCGGCCUAGACCAGAGUUAUCCUACAGAGUGAUGAGCCAUGGAACGCCAUGGAGGAGAGUGCCCGCUGGGAGCUCCUUCUGUCGCUUCCAAAAGGUCAAAUAUUUAGUGCAAUUUUUUACAUAAUUUA